UUGUAUACUCUGCCGAUAUACUUCCAGUCGAUCACCAACGUUUCUGCUGAGCAAAGCGGCAUCCGAAGCAUUCCGUUGAUCCUGGGCAUUUCGCUCUUUACCAUCGUCUCCAAUACUUCGAUGUCGGCGGGCGUCCCUUGGGUCGUCUGGCUCGCGGCUAGCCCUCUUCUUACAACGGCAGGCUUCGCUUGCCUACACUUGAUAGAUACGGCCUCUCCACUGCCGAAAGCACUCGGGUACCAAGCAUUGACUGGAGUGGGGAUCGGGGUUGUGCUUCAGAUGCCCAUGGCGGCUAACCAGAAGCUAGUCGCUGCUUCGGACAUUGCAGCCGUGACGGGGAUGACACUUUUCUUUGAGAUACUAGGCGCC
Messenger RNA from Trematosphaeria pertusa, 369 nucleotides. RefSeq lists its product as uncharacterized. The record is from RefSeq and is a predicted model, not a curated record. Gene Ontology annotation, molecular function: transmembrane transporter activity. Lineage: Eukaryota; Fungi; Ascomycota; Dothideomycetes; Pleosporales; Trematosphaeriaceae. The transcript has a single exon. The annotation marks the transcript as partial. Gene Ontology annotation, biological process: transmembrane transport.